GUGCCUAUUAGGUGUAGAUAUCCUAUGUGAACCGCUCACAUUCGCUGUGCGCCUUAUAUCUUGAUCAAGUAAACGGAAUAACCCAUAGUCAGAAUCAGCGUGUACCAAAAUAUAACGAGAUGUUUUCAAAAGAUUGCGUUUCAUCCCCAUAGAAAGGUCAUAGCUAUAAAACGGGAAGGAAAUUAUCGUAUUAAUACAUUGUAUAGUUUUAUAAUUUCCAAGGAUAUGUGAGGAAUAUGCACUACUCACUCCGACUUUUUAUUGUGGUUUUUAAUAUCUUUACUGCAGAUUCUGGAAGACUAUGUGAAAACAGAGAGCAUGGGUGUUGUUCAGGGCAAGUGUGGAACGAAACGCUGGAAAUGUGUACAGAUUGUACAGCAGGAUACACGGGCAAGUUCUGCGAUAUCAGAUGUCAGUAUCCUUACUAUGGAAUGCAGUGUCUUAUGAAGUGCGAUCCUCCCCACAGUAGAGACCACUAUGAUUUCAAAACAGGGUGUGUUCACACAGAUUUGACUACUUUUGGCAAAUUCAUGGCGAGAACAAAUACAGAUGAAGGCAGCACAAAUUCAUUCAUUACAGAAAUGUACACACCAUCCAAGAAUCAAAUUGACAAAGCCAUCUCCAGUGCAUUUUCUCCUCUGCAGAUAGUACUAAUUGCUCUGUCUGUGGUGCUGUUUAUCAUCCUUGUUAUGUAUCUGUUUUUGUACAAAAUUACUAAACCAGAACAGCCAGUAGAAUCCCAUUCAGACAAGAAGAAUGCUCAUUAUGAGGAUGUUCAGGACCUCGGUUUCUAUCCAUGACGCCAAACAGCUGACUGAUUCAUAAUGCAUCUCCCUGUAUUAUUUAUUUUCGAAAGAACUACAUCAAAUUUGUUGAUUAUUAAUCAUUGUGUGACAUAUGAUUUAGAUUACCAGUUUAUAUCAAGUUACGAUUCAAAUUAUAUAUAUUUUAGAUAUUUACUUUAGAUGAAUCUAUGUGAACUUUCUGAAGGAUGACGAAAUGUAUAUCAAUAUCUAUUGAUAGAAUAACUACUUUUCAUAUAAGCUACUUGUAGGUGAAAUAUAUUCAAAAAAAGAUUAUUAAAAAAUUAAAAUGAUAUGAUUAGUACAGAAUUCUUUUUAACAUUGUUUAUCAUUUCUUCACUAUUUAAGUACCAACAUACUUACACUCUCCCCUGUUUAUGUACCAUGGUCAUUUUGUUCAUCUACGAACUCAAACUUCAAGAGACUGAUACACAGCUUCACACUUCCUCUUGAAUGGGUUUUAGAAUAAUGACAAUGAAAUUUAUAUGUUCUUUUUACUUCAUAUUGAUCAUUGUUUAAAUUUGUUUAAUUUCAAGUUACGUAAAUAAUAAAUUCUUACUGAAACGUUU
This is a messenger RNA of Ostrea edulis (European flat oyster), 1372 nucleotides long. RefSeq lists its product as uncharacterized. Bases 237 to 800 code for a protein of 187 amino acids. The record is from RefSeq and is a predicted model, not a curated record. Lineage: Eukaryota; Metazoa; Mollusca; Bivalvia; Ostreida; Ostreidae. The transcript is spliced from 4 exons.